Messenger RNA from Dermatophagoides farinae (American house dust mite), 1514 nucleotides. The record is from RefSeq and is a predicted model, not a curated record. NCBI's taxonomy places the organism in Eukaryota, Metazoa, Arthropoda, Arachnida, Sarcoptiformes, Pyroglyphidae.
AUGAUCGAAACGUCCGCUAGAUGUCGCCAUCUAUGCUCGAUUUACAAUCCAUGCUGGAUUGUUUUUUAUGGCAGAUUUUUUUCAAUGAAAAAUUUUCAAUCGAAUUUGAAUGAAAUUAACCAUGGAAAUUGAGACGACCGACGAAUCCAAAUCAAAUCAGAAUGAACGUGAUUUCUUCUAUGUUCGUGUGCCUAAUGAUGAUAAAUCCGAUGUAUCCGAUAAUGAUGACGAACAAUUGAAUCAAGAGCUUGAUGAUGAAGAAAAAGAAAUUGAUUUCAAUGCUCUACUUGAACAAUUGAAUGGAAAAUAUUCAAAAAUACGUAAUGAUUUAUCCGUAUUGGUGGAUAAGAAAAAUGUUACUAAAGGUGAUUGGAAUUCAGAAAAACGUGUUGUACAAAUCAAUGGUAAAGAUUAUUUGAAACAAUAUACGCCAAAUGCUCGAUGUUUAACACCAUUCGAAGCAUUAUUCCUAUUUGAAUGUCGAUCAUUGGCCAUUUAUUAUCAGAAUAUUCUGCUCAGCAUAGAAGAUGCUUAUGAAUUAUUACUACAGGAUAAUCGUGAUGUUAAGCUUUAUAAAAUUUUCUCUACAUUAUCACGAAUUGGAUUCUUUGUUGUUCAACAAAUUGUUUCGAAACCAGAAAAUUCUGAAAUUGAAAAUAAGAAAGAACCAAAAUCACAAGGUAUCAAAAGAUCAAUGAUCGACGAUGAUCAAGAAAUCGAAUCGAAAAAAAUCAUUACAUCAAAUAAUGGAAAUUCGUCCACUAGUAACGAUAAUUUUGCAAUUAUCACAAGUAUUCAACCAUUGCAGAUGGAAAAUAUUUCCAAAUUGAAUAAAAUGGACAAAGAAUUGAUACAACAUUUUAAAUCAAAAGAUGAUCUUGAUGAUGAAUCGUCAUCCUCGUCAUCGACCAGUUCAUAUUUAUAUUGUGUUAAAAAAGCAGCAAGACCAGCACAAUUAUCACAAUUAAUUCGACCAUUGUAUAGUGAGAAACAUAAACCAUUAAUACCGUUGGGUUCUAUUUUUGACACUGACAGUCUAUUUCGAUCGAUUCAACAAUAUGCACCAAUCUGUUUUGAUAAUCAUGAUUCGAAAUCCAUGUUGAAUAUUGAUUUCAAUAUUUACCAAUCGCAAGCAAAUAAAAAACAAAACCAUAAACCACUAUUUUCCGUUAUUGUUGUCGAUGAAGAUCAACCACCGCCAUCGAUUGAAGAGAUAGGCAAUUUUCGUGCACUCAAUAUAAGAAAUGGUCCUAUACUUUUUGCCUUACUUGCACAAUUUACAUUUAAUUUUUAUAGUUUUGAAACAUUCAUAGCACAAAAUAAAUAUCCACGUUUAUGGGAACAAUUCUAUCAUCAUCAUUAUCAUCAUCAUCAUCAUCAUCAGAGAGGACGUCGGUAAAUUGUCAAUUCUUUUUGUUGUUUCAGAAUAUUUUAAAACAUAUAUGCACAUUAUACUUUUUUUUACUAUCGAUUAUUUCAUUUAUUUUCAAAUUAAAAAUGUGAAUCAUUAUUAA